Gloeophyllum trabeum ATCC 11539 is the source of this 543-nucleotide messenger RNA. RefSeq lists its product as uncharacterized. NCBI's taxonomy places the organism in Eukaryota, Fungi, Basidiomycota, Agaricomycetes, Gloeophyllales, Gloeophyllaceae. The annotation marks the transcript as partial. The record is from RefSeq and is a predicted model, not a curated record. The transcript has a single exon.
GACGAUUUGGACAGUGAAUGGGAGACACGAUACUAUCCUGCAGCGGACGCGGGGGAGCCUAAUUUUCCUACCUCGCCUAUUUCACCUGCGACAGCGACGUCGGCAUCCGCGCCGACGCCGCGGACAGCCGGUCUCAACGCUGGCCAUAGUCCCUGUUCCUCGUGCGAGCGGCUGGCGCGGGCUGGCGAGGAGAUCCUAUACACCACAUGUUGCGGAUACAAAGCGGCCACUGUACCCGCUGGGGACGAUGGGCCGGACGGAGUAGCAAUGGCGAUCCCUGUCAGACGCGAGAGGAAGCGCGGUGGCCUUGUUGGCUCGACGCCCUCUUGGUAUCUUGACCAGCGGCAGGCCCACCGGUACCUGGCACUGCUUCGAUGCCUCGAGUACCACGCGAUCUUGCGCGCAAAGGCUAAGGAGGCCAACCCCGAGGACAGCGACCGGCCUCCGCUGACGCCGCUCUGGACUCAUUUCCCCGAGCUCCUCGAGCCCAUUUCUGAGGUGCCGCCGCAGAACAUGCUGCACCUCCAUCUCAGCGGAAACUGA